Procambarus clarkii (red swamp crayfish) is the source of this 561-nucleotide messenger RNA. The record is from RefSeq and is a predicted model, not a curated record. NCBI's taxonomy places the organism in Eukaryota, Metazoa, Arthropoda, Malacostraca, Decapoda, Cambaridae.
AUGGGAGACAGUGACGUGACACCCUCCACCAUGGGAGACAGUGAUGUGACACCCUCCACCAUGGGAGAUAGUGACGUGACACCCUCCACCAUGGGAGACAGUGAUGUGACACUCUCCACCAUGGGAGAUAGUGACGUGACACCCUCCACCAUGGGAGACAGUGACGUGACACCCUCCACCAUGGGAGACAGUGACGUGACACCCUCCACCAUGGGAGACAGUGACGUGACACCCUCUACCAUGGGAGACAGUGACGUGACACCCUCCACCAUGGGAGACAGUGACGUGACACCCUCCACCAUGGGAGACAGUGACGUGACACCCUCCACCAUGGGAGACAGUGACGUGACACCCUCCACCAUGGGAGACAGUGACGUGACACCCUCCACCAUGGGAGACAGUGACGUGACACCCUCCACCAUGGGAGACAGUGACGUGACACCCUCCACCAUGGGAGACAGUGACGUGACACCCUCCACCAUGGGAGACAGUGACGUGACACCCUCCACCAUGGGAGACAGUGAUGUGACACACCCUCCACCAUGGGAGACAGUGACGUGA